Molecule: messenger RNA, 2225 nt
Organism: Closterium sp. NIES-67
Lineage: Eukaryota; Viridiplantae; Streptophyta; Zygnematophyceae; Desmidiales; Closteriaceae
Source: the annotation of a GenBank genome assembly
CACGCCCUCAUGCCUGGAGUUGGGAGAUAAUUAUCAUCCUUAUAACGCAGCAUUGCAACACAUUACGGUUCGCGGUCUGUCAAUAACGAGUGCUGUUCUCCCUAGCGCAGGACCGUUUCGCCUCCCGUCGUGCGAUGGCGGCUCCAGCUACGGCCGGCGCGGUCGCAGCAGGAGAGCGACGUGGAUUACCUUAUAACGAAUGUGCUUAUGCCGGUUGACGCAGACCAAGAGGGGAAUCCCUUCAAUGGCUAUGCGCGCUUCACUGUUCGCAUGUCCCAGGGAGCGAUAGCAUCGGUCGUUCGCACUUCGCCCAUCACUCCCCACGCUGUCACCCACGCUGCUGCUGAUGCUGCUGCUGAUGCUGCUGCUGCGGGUGAUGCUAACGCAGUUGAUGAUGGUGCUGCUGCUGGUGCUGCUGCUGCUGGUGCUGCUGAUGCCGAUGCGGCAGUAGCAGAAAGGGGCAGGACUGUACACGUUAUAGACGGGACUAAUAAAAUGCUCCUUCCAGGCAUGGUCAACGCACACACGCACAGCAUAGAGGCGUGGGGCAGGGGAGGCAUCAUGCCUCUGCCCCUGGAGCUGUGGGUAAACUCCCUCUUUACCCACAUGGACCCCCGAGGACCCAACCCCAAUGCUUCCCCUGAUGUGGUGUAUUGGGCAGCUCUACAUACUGCAAUCGAAACCAUCAUGACUGGAGGCACAGCCGUUAUGGAUCACCUUUACAUUCGGGACCUAUCUGACCUAGAGGCAGCAGUGCGCGCAUACAAGCAAGUCGGCAUUCGAGCCUUCAUUGCCCCUAUGCUUGGCGAUCUGGACGUUUCAAACUACUUUCCUCUAGUGCCAGACGCAUGUGAGCGCAACGAGAGGGCGAGGGAAGAGGGGUUGUGCCCUGGGGCCAUGGGGCCUGACGGCUUCUUCAGAGAGCAGCUAGCAGCGAGGCAGGAGGAAAACACCGAGAGGGUUCUCAGCCUCUGGAGGGAAGCUGCGCAGAAGUUUCACGAUCCUGCAGGCGGCAUCAACAUUGUGAUUGGUCCUGUGCAGAACUGGGGAGCAUCCGAAGAGUUGAUCAGGCGGGCUGUGGAGAUACGGAAGGAUUUUAGCCUGUGUGGCCACAUCCACCUUCUGGAGUCUCGCAUGCAGAAGCUUCAGAGCAGGUCACGCUACCCUGAUGGGGGGUGUGUGAAGCUGCUGAAAGACAUUGGGUGGUUGUCGCUCCCUGGCACCUCGUGCGCGCACUGCGUGUGGCUGGAGGACGAGGAGCAAGCAAUAAUGGCGGAGUGUGGAGCAGUAGCCGUGCAUAACCCGGUCUCAAACCUCCGGCUCGGCUCUGGCAUUGCUCCCAUAAGAGACUACCUCGAUAAGGGCAUUUCUGUGGCUAUUGGGUGCGAUGGGCAGUGCUCCAACGACUCACAGGACAUGCUGGAAGCUGUCAAGUUGGCAUGUAUUGUCAACCCUCUCACAACCCCCGAGUAUCGCCGGUGGUUGUCUCCUAGAGAGGUGCUGAAGAUGGCAACAGAGGGAGGGGCGGCAGCAUUGGGCAUGAGAGGAAAGGCAGGGGCGAUCAGGCCCGGCUAUGUGGCGGAUGCUGUGCUGGUUGACUUGACGGCACUAUCCAUGCUGCCACGAGCUGACCCUCUUGGUCAGCUGGUGCUCACAAGACAGAGCUCAGGCAUCGCAGGCAACACAGUGCAUUCAGUGUGGGUCAACGGGAGGCUUCUUUUGUCAGAUGGAGCCCCAACAACAGUUGAUUUGCCUUCUCUUCGUCAAACUUUAUUAAAGCAGCAGCCUCAAUACAUGGACCCACAAAUUACAGAUGCAAAAGGAAGGCCUGUGGAGGUGGAGUAUCGUGCAGCUAUGGGCCUGGACACGCCUCUGGGCACACAUGAUCAGGGCCAUUCCUCAAAUUACCCAAUUUUCAGGGUGAAUUACCCUGCGGACAUCCCAUACAGAGACAAAAAAUGAAUGGAGCACGCUACAGGGUUUCGGGUCUGAGCGCACUUCCAGGCGUGAGGCACCUGGCCCGCGCCGCGCAGCCCUGAGCAGUGUACAACAGAUAGGGACGUGAGGUUGGCCGGAUUUGCGGUCCAUGUAAUGUACUCUCUGGGUGUGGUAAAUUUUGUGCGGUUUACUUCAACGUGUUCAACAUUUUGCACGGAUGUGAGCUUCGCCGAUUUCUUAAGCCUUUUACCCCUACAAAACUCCCAACAUGUUCGAACAAAGAAACU